Molecule: messenger RNA, 5185 nt
Organism: Schistocerca nitens (vagrant locust)
Lineage: Eukaryota; Metazoa; Arthropoda; Insecta; Orthoptera; Acrididae
Gene: Alg11
Product: GDP-Man:Man(3)GlcNAc(2)-PP-Dol alpha-1,2-mannosyltransferase
Exons: 10
Coding region: 265-1776 (503 amino acids)
Biological process (GO): protein N-linked glycosylation
Cellular component (GO): endoplasmic reticulum membrane
Molecular function (GO): GDP-Man:Man(3)GlcNAc(2)-PP-Dol alpha-1,2-mannosyltransferase activity
Source: RefSeq, a predicted model, not a curated record
CAUUUGUCUUUGCGUCAUACAGAGAUGCUGCGCGGUCGAGUAUGGACGUAGUAGUGCAAGUUUAAAAGUCUUCGUAUUUCUGCUCUAACCAAUGUGCAUGGCAUAGAUUCACUGUUGCAUUGACAGCCUAGUGUCAGCAUUUACGGAACUCAAAUAGUUCUAUUACGAAAACUGUUUUUUUAAAAUUGUACAGCUGUGAAGUUCUCGUCACAGUGAGAAACAAACUUCUGUUUACGUGGUACGUUUAUUGGCCACGCGUUAAAAAUGCGCGGUUGCCUUUGGAAACGUCUUUCACACUGGUUAAUGGCUUUUACUGGAAUCACUCUACUUCUCCUCGUCAUUGUUGCACCCGUUUUGUUACUGCUGUCUAGGAAGUAUUUCAGAAAACGACGGGAAGCCACAUCAAGCCAGCAUGUUACUGUGGCAUUUUUCCAUCCUUAUUGCAAUACUGGAGGAGGUGGGGAAAGAGUUUUGUGGUGCGCUGUGAAAGCAUUGAAUACAAGGUUUCCAAGUGUGAGGAUGGUAAUCUAUACAGGUGAUUUGGAUGUCUCGCCAGAGGAUAUCCUUAAACGUGUCCAUCAAAGAUUCAAUGUUGAGUUGCACACAGACCAAGUGGAUUUUGUGUAUUUGAGAUGGCGCAGGCUGCUCGAGGCUGACAGAUAUCCAUUGUUCACAAUACUGGGACAGAGUAUUGGAUCAUUCCUUCUGGGACUGGAGGCAAUACUUACUUAUGUUCCAGACAUUUACAUUGACACAACUGGCCACGCAUUCACAUAUCCUCUUUUCCGUUAUGCCGGGGGCUGCCGUGUCGGGUGCUACACGCACUACCCCGUCAUUACGUCUGACAUGCUGCGACGCGUCAGCACCCGGACAGUCGCGUACAACAACCGGCGCAUCGUUGCCCGGAGCCCUUUCCUCACAGCUGGCAAGCUUCUCUACUACAAGCUGUUUGCAUGGGUGUACGGUGCAGCUGGACGCUCAGCAGAAAUAGUGAUGGUAAAUUCAAGUUGGACAGAAGAACACAUCAACGAACUCUGGCAGUGUCCCUUGCGAACACACAGAAUUUACCCACCAUGUGAUGUGGAGGAUCUAAAGAAUAUUCCAAUUGACAAUGACAGAGAUGCAGGAAUUCCUAGUUCAUUAGAUGGAAGUGGUGAUACAGUGUCAAUUAGUGGUGCAGACAAGAAAGUUGUGAAGAUUGUUUCUGUCGCGCAGUACCGCCCUGAGAAAGAUCACCCAUUGCAGCUACGGUCUAUGUAUCAGCUUAGGCAAUAUGUGCCAGAAGAUGUGUGGGACUCGCUGCGUCUCAUCUUUGUUGGCUCAUGUCGGAAUGCUGAAGACGAUGUGCGUGUUCAGGACAUGAAGGAUCUGUGCAAACACUUAUCUCUAGAAAACAACGUUGAAUUCAAAGUGAAUGUUCCUUAUGAAGAACUGAGACGGGAACUGGAGGAAGGCUCUAUUGGCUUACAUGCGAUGUGGAAUGAGCACUUUGGAAUAGGUGUUGUAGAAUGCAUGGCAGCCGGUCUGAUAAUGGUUGCACAUCGGUCGGGUGGCCCACAGAUGGAUAUUGUAGAGGAAGCAGAAGGCAGCCGCAAUGGAUUCUUAGCUGCAGAUGAACAAGAAUAUGCUAGUGCCAUUGCACAUAUUCUCAGGAUGUCACCAGAAGCUAGGAAAUCUGUUAGAGAAGCUGCAAGGUCAUCUGUUGAACGCUUUUCUGUUCAAGAGUUUAACAAAGGAUUUUUAAGAGCUGUUGAACCACUGUUCAGUCAGCGGUGAUUGUUCAUCAAUGUGGUCAUUUGAGAAUUUUACUGUGAUUCUGGACAGUUCCUGUGCAUUGUUCGAAGCUUCUGCGUGUGCCACGAGUGGUGCUUUCUUUGCAUGUACUAAACAAAUGAAAACUGUGGUAUAUUGAUUACUUUUUAAGUGCAUCAACAUUUUUGUGUUAGAAAAACACAGAAUAUUAAUUUGAUAAAAGCCAGUGUUUAUCAUUUAAAAAAAUUUAAUGUAUACAGUAACAUCAGGAAUGUGUAAUGUUAGAAUUAUGAAUAUUCAAGAGAGAAACAUGGCAUUUAUUGUUCAUCAAUCAUCCCUUUUUAAAAGGUUGUCAUAUAUUCACUUAAGUGAAGGUCAUUCAGCUGCAUUGUGUGAAGUAAGAUCUGAGAAAGAAGAUAGUUAUAAUCUGGUAAUUAUCUUUACUGACUUAUGUUUCCAAUGAAACGAAACCACUAUGCCUAGAUAAAGGUUCUGAUUAAAAAUUCUUAACUUCUGCAUUCCGUAACUGUAUUAUUCAAUUGACGUAGGCUCAGCCUUCUCAGACUGCUUUCAGUGGGCAGUAUGCCUGCCCACUCUGUCCUAUUGAUAUAUUAUGCUCUGCAUUUAUCCUGUCUCCCUCUCUUCCAUAAAUUGUGUGGUGUGCACAAAGUGGGAGAGUUGCAGUGUCGGCAAAGAAGACCUUUCUCCUGAACAGUCUGCAUAAUGACUCAGCCUAAAUAAUUACUUGUGGAAGAAUAGCAUGUGAAACACUAAGUCACAGUGCAAUGACAAGUUUACUGAUCCCAACGUAAGUAGAUUUACCGUAGUGGUGGUAAGCAGAACACGCAGCCAAGGCCAUCUGUCAUACGUAUUAUACCCUAAUUAAAAUAACUUUAUGAUUGUCAUAUUGCAGUGGUGGGGUGCCAGUGUUGCUAGCAUGCAGCCAGCCACUCAGCCUAUAUCAAAAUAGGCACCACAGCAAGCAUGUGGCACUUCAGAAAGAACUACAGUUGGUGGGUGGCUGGCCUAUACCACUCAACUCACUGAAAUAUCAGUUGUAAAGUUAUUUUAAUGGGAGUAUAUACCUUACUCGUAAAGGAGACAACAAAUAGCGGAAGCAUUGAGUUGUUCAUAGGAACACAAAACAGAAUGAAAACUUUGCAUCUACCUGGAAAGGGAGGUUCAGUCUCACUUCCCAAGAGGCCAGCCAGCAAGUCUCAAAAUGAAUUAGGCAGUCAUUUGACAAGAUAGUGGAUGGGCAUUGACACUGUGUGUUCUAAUAUACUUUGUUUCAAAAAGAGAAGCAGUUACAGUGAAGUUUACAUAGAUUUACAGAUUCAACUAGCAAAUGUACUUCAAAUAAGAAUAUUAUUCUAUUUGUAAAAAUAAAUAUUUAAACAAUGGAUAACUCACGAUGGAAUAACAAUAUGAAAAGGAUAGAUUGCUACUUACCCCACAGAGGUGGUGGUGAGUGACAAUAGGCUUAUUGACAAAGACUGCUAUGUUAUAUUUAGCUACUGGACCAAGUCCUUAAUGAAAAAUGGACAAACAUUCACACAUGCAUAAGAUACAGACAGGACCAAUGUCAUAUCUGCACAAUUCCCUCCUAUGUAAAAGACAUUAACCAUUUCACCUACCAGCACUCCACAAGUUCUCUUCCUUUAUCAUCCAGCACCUCCUCUUUGAAGGCAUCACAUACAAACAAAUCAGUGGUACAAGAAUGUGCACCCACAUGACAUCAUCCUAUGCCAACCUGUUGGUGAGCCAUCUAGAGGAAUACUUCCUAACCACCCAGACUCCAAAAUCCUCAGCUGGUUUACAUUCACUGAUGAUGUCUUCAAGGUCUGGGCACCUAUUUCACAGUCCCUAAAGACCUUCUCUCUUAUUCAUUUCACCUGGUCCUCCACCGACCAUCAAGCCACCUUCCUUGAUGUUUCUCACCUCAGGGGUUUCUACAUCAGUCCUCCAUCCACACCAAACACCAGUAAUACCUUGAAAUUACCCUCCCAUCUUGUCAAGAAGCAGAUCUUCCAUACCUUGUCUCUCCUGUCAUCUACCAUUUCCCACAUACCAACUGUCAAGCUGCAGAGGAGCAACCCCCUCAUGACUCAGUACCACCCAGCACUGUAGCAACUGAAUCACAUUCUCCACCAGAUUUUUGACUGUCUCUCAUCGUGCCCUGAAAUAGGAAUAUCCUUGCCUCCACUAUCCUUGCCAUUCCUCCCACAGUGUUAUUCUCUUGACCAAUCACCUUAUGCAAUAUCCUUGACCAUCACUUCUCCACCCCUUCUCCCAGCCCUUUGCCUCACAGUUCAUAUCCUGCAAUAGAUCUACACGCAAGACCUCCCACUAACACCCAGUCCAGUCCUGUCACAGGUAUCUCCUAUCCCGUCAAAGGUAGGGCUACCUGCGAUAUCAGUCGUGAUUCACCAACAUAGCUGCAACCACCUUGCGGGCAUUCUACAAGGGUAUGAUCACUAACGACUAUCUGUCACGUGAAUGGUCACUGCUAAACUGUGGCCAAGAAACAGGUGGACAACCUGGUUGCUGAGCAUGCUGCCCAACACGAUGUGCUUCACAGCCUGUACCAUCUAGAUUCUUCCCACAAACAUCAGCAGCUUUUCUGAAUUGCAUAGUUGGGAACAUUUCGUACAACAUAUCCUUUGUUCUUGUAAUCCUCUUGGCCUGGACAUUCACUAGAACCUGUCACCAUCUGCCAAUCCACAAAAAUUUUCUUAAUGAGGGAGAGUGGGGGAGGGGGAGACAAAAAAAUAAAGCAUCAUUUCAAAUGAUUAUGAUGAUUUGAAAUAUGUAGAUAAUAUUUAUUUUCAGUAUGAGAAGGAGAUUACUAUUACUCACCGCAGAGGAGAUACCUUCAGAAAAAUGGCUGUGUGACGAGAACUAUUCUAUACAGAAAACAUGAAGUUGGAAAGCACGUCACUGAAAUUCCAUAGUACAAAAUAUGUAAUAAAAAUCAUCUCUUAAAAAUAUGUCAAAAAUUAUGUUUGUUUUAAUUUUUUAAAAUUUUGAUUGUAGCAAAAGAGCAUUUCUGUUGCAACCAUGUGAACACAUUUUUUCAGGAUGUUUCUCACUGCAAUAGGUACGAUUUUAUCACUAACCUUUACCCAGUGAUAACUUCUGUUUAUCAGAAAGAACUGCACAGAACAUAAUAAAAAUCUUAAUUUGUAACAUUGACACCCACAUGACACACUUGUUUCUUUUCUUGUGCCUUGCUAAAGUGAUGCUUGUUAGUUAUUAUUAUAUAAUGUAUUUGGCAGCCAGCUCUUCUUGAAUUGUGAAACUGAUAUAUCAGUUGUGUGGGUAGCAUUACAAAGAGAGAUAAUUUUAUGUACAACACCAAAGAUUAUAUGGAUUUUAAAUUGUAAAUUCCACAGAACAUACUGUUAAGUUUGUGACUGAUUAUUACAUGAUG